CAAAAACAGCGGGGACGCACAUGCUCCAACCAGCCACUUCGUUGGGUCCGGCUUUUGGAGUAUUUCCAACGACGUUGCUUCUCGAGGCGACUGUGAUACGUUGUACGUCCAACAAGGGGCCCUUCUCUGUCAAGUGUAAAUGCCAUGCAUCUGCAAUAGGAACAGCGCAACCUCACUGCAUCAGCAGCCAAGCACGCUUAUAAACAAGCUCACCUAAACAAGCUCACCAUGUCCACUGCGGACGACCCGAUGCCAUUGGCGUCUCUCUCCCUCACCCACGUCCACUAUGACCCAAGAGACAAUAUCUCGUACCUAUGCGCCUGGCUAGCCCUGAUCCCGCAGGGCCUCUGCGUCGUCUACGCAACCCUGAUCUGGUCGACCCGCGAAAUCGAGAUCGCGCUUCUCUUCGCCGGCCAGCUCGCCUGCGAGGCCCUCAACUUCGCGCUCAAGCGCUUCAUCAAGGAGGAACGCCCUCCUCUCAUGAACGGCAAGGGUUACGGUAUGCCCAGUAGCCAUGCCCAGUUCGUCUCCUACUUCGCCGUGUCCAUGGCGCUGUUCCUACUCUUCCGCCACCAGCCUGAGAACGCUGGCGUCAAGCGACGCAACCACAAACCCAUGACGAUGCUGGAGCGUGCCGUAUGGAGUGUGCUGGGAUUAGGAAUGGCCGCCACCGUCGCUUGGAGUAGGAUAUAUCUCAAUUACCAUACCGAAAAGCAGGUUCUAGUUGGUUGUAUGGCGGGGACGGCGAGUGCGGUCGCGUGGUUCCUCUUCACGACUGCUAUCCGCAGGACGGGAUGGCUGACAUGGGCGGUCGACCACCCAGUCGCUCGCUUUCUGCGUGUCAGAGACCUGGUUGUGGAGGAAGAUCUAUGCCAAGCCGGUUGGGAGAAAUGGGAUGACAGAAUGAUGGCUCUGAAGGGACGGGAAGAGAAGAAAGUUCACUGAGGUGUCUUGAUCGACUACUGAAGGAGGUUUCCGCGACCUGUUGUGUACCUUGCAUUGAGUUGGAGUUGGUGUGGGUUGGAAGCAUGAAGCAUGGUUCUACUGCAUUAAAUUAGGUUUUGAUUUCACACUAUGUUUUUGGUAGUCUGCAAUUAGCCUGAAAACCUGUAGGAUAGUUCGACACGUGCCCUACUACUGGGUCUGUUAGUGAAUUCAAAUCCAUGCCAACGAAAUUUGGC
Molecule: messenger RNA, 1181 nt
Organism: Pseudomassariella vexata
Lineage: Eukaryota; Fungi; Ascomycota; Sordariomycetes; Amphisphaeriales; Pseudomassariaceae
Product: PAP2 superfamily protein
Exons: 3
Coding region: 229-945 (238 amino acids)
Biological process (GO): lipid biosynthetic process; protein N-linked glycosylation
Cellular component (GO): intracellular membrane-bounded organelle; endoplasmic reticulum membrane
Molecular function (GO): dolichyldiphosphatase activity
Source: RefSeq, a predicted model, not a curated record